Stegostoma tigrinum is the source of this 2504-nucleotide messenger RNA. RefSeq names its product probable G-protein coupled receptor 149. Gene Ontology annotation, molecular function: neuropeptide binding; G protein-coupled receptor activity. The transcript is spliced from 4 exons. The coding region runs from base 456 to 2504 and encodes 682 amino acids. Lineage: Eukaryota; Metazoa; Chordata; Chondrichthyes; Orectolobiformes; Stegostomatidae. Gene Ontology annotation, biological process: neuropeptide signaling pathway. Gene Ontology annotation, cellular component: membrane; neuron projection. The record is from RefSeq and is a predicted model, not a curated record.
UGCUCCGUUUCUGUCUAUCUCGCUCGCUAAUCAUUGCCUUUUUAGAAAAAAAACAAAAAGAGUAUCAAUUUCCUCUGUAUUCAAUCCAUCAAAAACGAGUGAAAAUGAGAGAUACUGCUGAGCAGAGCGAAACUGGACGGAGCGAUCACGAUUUAAAGUCCAAACUAAAGUGCCAGGAAAAGCCAGAGAAAAAGUGAGCAGCAUUUCAGCACAACGAAAGGAGGACAGCGACCAGGGCACGCACCCACCGGAGUCCUGUUGCAGGCGUGCGAGCGAAGCGCCAGCGAGUUCAGGCAUGACAACCCCAAGACAAGUGUCUGAAACUGGCUUUAAUCAGGGAGGUGAAAGACAUGCAGCUUUGGCAUUGCAGGAAAACCAUGCUUGAGACCUCCGCCGCUUGAACUCCAUGAGCAGAUCCGCUGGCUCAGCGGUGAUCCCGAAGAGACCGGUCCACAAUGGACACUCCAGACGGGGGCAAAUCGGUGAAUGUCUAUUUAUUUUGCCUUACCCUCAUCUGCACGCCCCUCAUCUUCAUGGGCAGCGUUUACUCGCUGGCCUGCCUGCUGAAGACGAGAAACAAGAACUUCCUGGUGGUCGUUAUGGCUUCGCUUGCUAUAGAUGACCUCCUUUACGUGGUCGCCUUGUCUAUGUUCAUGUACUUGCAGUGGGGAAAGGAGAAGGUGCCUAGUUCUGUGUGCACCCUUUCAGCCGCCCUGUAUCUAUUGCAAGGGGUGUCCGCCGCUCUCAAGUCCUCCUUAAUCGUCUCCUACGACUACUAUACAACCAGGCGAUCCAGGCUUUUCAGAAGCAACCAGCAAUCUGUCCCUAUGAUCUGGCUCCUGGCGAUACUAUGGGCUAUCAGUCUGCUUGUGAGCGCCCUGCCUGUCUUUGGAUGGGGCACUUUCAUCCCAACUCCUUGGGGGUGUCUUGUGGACCACAGAAGCUCUUACGUGCCACUUCUCUUUGCCUUGUACUCCGCUUGCCUCCUCGUCCUCAUCACCUUUUCUGUACCCCUCACCUAUAAACUGCUUUGCUUCGAGGGGCAGCAACAGACACAGUUAAAUCCUAGCUAUCAUCAAGUGGCUGACAGUAUGAAUCCCGCGAGUAAUGCCUCCACCUUCGAGGAUCCGGUGGACAGAACUUUAAGGUGUGUCCAUACUGAUGUAAGCUGGAGCCCAGAUGUAAAAAAUCAGUCUGAUGUGAUUCACUCAACGCAAUGUCAAAGCAACUGCUUCGAGCACCGGAACUCAACAGUGGAGUUCGCUCAAAAGCGCUUUUCCUUAAUAUUAGCCAUGACGAAAGUUGUCUUGUGGUUACCGCUAAUGGUACAACUGCUUGUCCAUCAUGUCACCAAACUUGAGAAUGUUUCCUUUGAGUCUUUGGGUUUUGUCCUGACCUUGCUGGCAGCUGCUAUAACACCAGUGUUUGUUCUGUCUGAAAGAUGGAUUCAUCUGCCAUGUGGAUGCAUCAUCAACUGCCGAAAGAAUGUGUACACAGUCGCAUCAGAGCCAACCAAAGCAAAACGAAGAGGCUUUGAAUUCAACCUGUCAUUCCAGCAAGGAUACGAGAUUUAUAAGAUAUCCCAAGCAAACAGUUGCAGUGUUGAAGAAAAUAAGUCUCUAUCACAUCAUAAUCUGACUGCCUGCACAUCUGAAUGCAGCAAAUUUGCCAAGGAAACUCCGAGCGACGCCAGGAUCGAGAUCAGCACUACCGCUUCUCGGGACAGCUCCCAGCGGGUUUUAACAGACCAGAGCGCAGAACCAUGCAAAGUCGACACUCGUCAGGACAAAGGGAACAGUAACGAACCCAGGAAAUCAGUCGCAGGCGCCCCAGAAGGCUCAGAGCGCAAACUGACCCAGGAGGAAGGGCGAAAGUUGGAGCUGGUUGACUGGGAGUGGUGUCGAAGCAAGUCUGAAAGGACCCCACGACAGAGAACAGAUGAAUUGUCUAUCCCGCUGUGUGCCUUUCAGGGAAUGGUCUCACUACAUGCUCCAACCACAGGCAAGACCCUCUCCUUGUCCACCUACGAAAUCAGCGGCGCAGGGUGCAAGAUAACGCCGGUGGCCAAGAAAGUCGAGGUGUAUCGCUCCAAGAGUGUGGGGCAUGAGCCCAGUGCUGAUGACACACCAGGCAACCUGGCUGACACCAGCGUCAAAAUCCACCUGGAGGUGCUGGAGAUUUGCGAGAAUGAGGAGGCACUGGACACUGUGUCCAUCGUCAGCAACAUCAGCCAGUCCUCAGCGCAAGCCCGCUCACCAUCCUUGCGCUACUCGCGCCGUGAGAACCGUUUCGUAUCGGUGGACCUAGCCGAGUCAGCCUCUUACUCAUUGAUCAUCCCCACCGGCCACUCAGGCAGUGACAUCAACAUAUCGAUCCCAGACACAGUGGAGGCUCACAGACAGAACAGCUACAAACAGCACCACGACAGAUCCGGCUAUCAAGAAGAGAUACAGCUCCUGAACGAUGCUUAUAGGAGACAAGAGGAAAUAACUAAUAAUUGCUGA